Molecule: messenger RNA, 465 nt
Organism: Capsicum annuum
Lineage: Eukaryota; Viridiplantae; Streptophyta; Magnoliopsida; Solanales; Solanaceae
Product: secreted RxLR effector protein 78-like
Exons: 1
Coding region: 1-465 (154 amino acids)
Source: RefSeq, a predicted model, not a curated record
AUGGUCUUGAAAUUGGAUAUGAUGAAGGCUUAUGAUAGGGUUGGAUGGAUAUUUUUGACAAAGUUUCUGAGGAAAAUGGGUUUUUCUGAAAUAUUAAUUGAUAUGGUGUUUAGGUUACUGGAAAAUAAUUGGUACUCCAUAUUAUUAAAUGGGAAACCUAAGGGGUUUUUCAAGUCUUCAAGAGGAUUAAAGCAAGGUGACCCUUUAUCACCUACUUUGUUUAUCAUAGCUGCUGAAGUUCUAUCAAUCAACUUGAAAAAACUUAUGCUAACUAAGGAAUUCAGGUUGUUUGGGAUGCCAAGGGGAAGUCCAAAGCUGAAUCACUUAGCUUUUGCUGAUGAUAUGAUCAUCUUAUGCAAAGCUGAAAUGAGAACAUUACAGAUGGUAUCCUCAACAUUGGAAGGAUAUGAAGUUGUAUCAGGCCAGAAAAUCAACAAAGGGAAGAGUGCAUUAUACAUCCAUUAA